Molecule: messenger RNA, 1233 nt
Organism: Pseudovirgaria hyperparasitica
Lineage: Eukaryota; Fungi; Ascomycota; Dothideomycetes; Acrospermales; Acrospermaceae
Product: pectin lyase-like protein
Exons: 2
Coding region: 229-1233 (334 amino acids)
Source: RefSeq, a predicted model, not a curated record
AACCGCGUCAAGCUCAAAGUAUAACGUCUAUUUUGGGCCCGGGUCUCCUGAGAACAUGCAAAUCGUCGCAUCGGAUCAGGCUCAAGCGACAGUAACCUUUACUAGUGCGCAGUAACUCUUUCCUUCAAGGGAUAGGAUUAAUACUCUGUAGAUGUGUCUUCGCUCGAGACCUACUAUUGGCGAGUCGAUAUCAUCUCAGACGGUCACACCACCCCAGGACGAACGUGGAUGUUCCGACCACGUCAAUUGGCUUUUGCCGGUGCUGAGGGCUGGGGCCGAUUCGCCCGCGGUGGCAGAGGAGGAAGGGUGGUAAAGGUCACGAGUCUGGACGAUUAUGCUACGACAGCCACACCAAAGGCCGGCACCCUACGCUAUGCUCUCACAGUAGAAACCGGACCAAGGACGAUCAUAUUCGACAUCGGAGGUGUAAUCACACUUACUUCUCGCCUCACCAUCAGCGGCAAUUACAUUACUCUGGCCGGCCAGACCGCACCAGGCAAAGGCAUCGCCAUCCAAGGCUGGCCCCUCGGCCUAUCAGGAGCAUCCGACAUCAUAAUGCAGCACAUCCGCGUCCGACCCGGAAACAUCUCCGGCGAAACAAUCGACGGCAUCGGCAUGCAAGGAUCCAACAACGCCAUCUUCGACCACUGCUCCGUAGGCUGGUCCAUCGACGAAUCCUUCUCCUCGCGCUCGGCAUACAACAUCACCCUCCAAAACAGCAUCAUCUCCGAGCCCCUCAACGUCGCCGGCCACAAAAACUACCCCGUCGGAACAGCACACGGCUACGCCGCCUCCAUCGGCGGCGACGUCGGCUCCUUCCACCACAAUCUCAUCGCCCACGCCUGGGGCCGCAGCUGGAGCAUGGCCGGCGGCGUCGAUCCCGCCGGCGCCUUUGCCGGCCGUCUCGACAUCCGCAACAACGUCGUGUACAACUUCGGCGACCGCGUCACCGACGGCGGCGCCCACCAGGUCAACUUUGUCGGAAACUACUACAAGCCCGGCCCCGCCAGCUCCCGCCGCUUCGACCUCCGCGCCACCUACGAGGACAACAUGCCCGGCUCCCAAACCUACCACUGCGCCGGCAACUCCAUGCCGCCCUUCUUCGCCCAGGACGCCGUCCAAGUCGUAAAUGUCCCCGGCAAUGCAUCCCCGGCGUCCGUCACAGGCGCCUGCUGGGCAAGCAUCUCCUUCUCGCCCGCGCCAACAUACCAGAAAUUCUUCCCCAAGCCGUAA